Molecule: messenger RNA, 679 nt
Organism: Protomyces lactucae-debilis
Lineage: Eukaryota; Fungi; Ascomycota; Taphrinomycetes; Taphrinales; Protomycetaceae
Exons: 3
Coding region: 155-574 (139 amino acids)
Source: RefSeq, a predicted model, not a curated record
UACUACCACGAACUUGUCCCAUCGAGCCGCGCGGUUUGCAACAUUGAGCAGAAGCCUUCUUGGCCAUCUUGCAGUACCCCUGAGCAGAGCAGAUAUUUGAAGACAGCCAGCCUCAUGUGGUCCAAACGGAGCGCUGGAAAGCGUUGCAACAAUUAUGGCAAUCUUGCGCUCGGCACCUCUCGGCGUACUCUCGAUCCUGUCCUGCCUCAUUCUGGGCACGUUUCUCGUUACUGUAGGCCCAUCACCCCCAGCUGCAGUGACCAGUUCGCACUAUGGCUACCAUCCGCUCCAGGGCAUGCUUUGCAAGACAGUCCUUUUCAAAUUCAAGGCACUCAUUAAAGUCAAUGUGGAUCGAAAGUCUUCGUCAAGCACUCAGUCCAAUCCCGGAACAUAUGAAGAGGUACAGGGAGGAUAUACCUUCAGCUCAAACCCCGAGGUCUAUGGUGAGGAGACCACAGGGUCCGCCUCGAGCUCGAAACCCAAAACCUAUGCAAAUAGGGACCCAACCCCGAUUCUGCCAAGUCUGUGUCAGCCAGUCCGAAAAGUUGCGCGGCUGCAUGUAGGAAGGAAAUAAAGCGACAUCGAGAUCGCUUGGCCGUCCUACCAGAUAUCUGUCAAGUUGUCAUCACACACGAAAGAUCUCCAGCCUACACAACUCCAGGUCGUAUAUCAAGCGACU